Gavialis gangeticus (Gharial) is the source of this 5868-nucleotide messenger RNA. It is a transcript of the gene CAMSAP2, whose product is annotated as calmodulin regulated spectrin associated protein family member 2. Gene Ontology annotation, cellular component: microtubule minus-end. Bases 1 to 4389 code for a protein of 1462 amino acids. NCBI's taxonomy places the organism in Eukaryota, Metazoa, Chordata, Crocodylia, Gavialidae. The record is from RefSeq and is a predicted model, not a curated record. Gene Ontology annotation, molecular function: microtubule minus-end binding; spectrin binding; calmodulin binding. The transcript is spliced from 18 exons. Gene Ontology annotation, biological process: negative regulation of microtubule depolymerization; neuron projection development; cytoplasmic microtubule organization.
AUGCUGAAAGAAGUGGAAGAAAAUGUUCCAGAGGAAUUGCGAGAACCAUUUUACACAGACCAGUAUGAUCAGGAACACAUUAAACCACCGGUUGUUAACUUGCUGCUAUCUGCUGAACUCUACUGUCGUGCUGGGAGUCUAAUUCUCAAGAGUGAUGCUGCCAAACCACUUGUGGGUCAUGAUGCUGUUAUCCAAGCCUUGGCACAGAAAGGUCUUUAUGUCACUGACCAGGAGAAGUUGGUAACUGAAAGGGAUCUGCACAAGAAACCCAUUCAGAUGAGUGCUCAUUUAGCCAUGAUAGAUACCUUGAUGAUGGCAUAUACCGUGGAGAUGAUCAGUAUUGAAAAAGUGAUUGCAUGUGCUCAGCAGUAUUCAUCUUUCUUCCAAGCCACAGACCUACCCUAUGACAUUGAGGAUGCUGUUAUGUACUGGAUAAAUAAGGUGAAUCAACAUUUGAAAGACAUAAUGGAACAGGAACAAAAACUAAAAGAGCAUCAUGGUGUAGAAACUCCCGUGGGUCAAAAGUCUCCUACCAAAUGGUUUUGGAAACUGGUUCCUGCUCGUUACAGGAAGGAGCAAACACUGAUUAAGCAGCUGCCCUGCAUUCCAUUGGUAGAAAAUCUGCUGAAGGAUGGUACAGAUGGUUGUGCUUUAGCAGCCCUGAUCCAUUUCUACUGCCCUGAUAUUGUCAAACUGGAGGAUAUUUGUUUGAAAGAGACACUAUCAUUGGCUGAUAGCCUAUACAAUCUACAGCUAAUUCAAGAAUUUUGUCAGGAGUACCUGAACCAGUGUUGCCACUUCACUCUUGAGGAUAUGCUGUAUGCUGCUUCUUCAGUAAAGAGUAAUUACUUGGUGUUUAUGGCAGAGCUAUUCUGGUGGUUUGAAGUGGUGAAGCCAUCAUUUGUACAGCCCCGUGUUGUUGUACAUCCCCAAGCUGAAUCAGUGAAAGAUGCAUCCACUUCUAGAUUUAAUGCCAACAGAAGAAACUACAUGGGUGGCUCAUGUGAUUCUGACUUUAUAGCCAGUGUGGAGGGUCAAACUUUUAUACCUUCUCAUCAACUUAUGCCUUCUAGACAUACACACCAACAGCCUUAUUCAUCUGCUCCAGGAGUUAUUAGAAGGUCCACAUCUAUGUCAUAUAUGGAUGGGUAUGUAGGAACCUGGCCCAAAGAGAAAAGAUCAUCAGUGCAUGGAGUUUCCUUUGACAUUUCUUUUGAUAAAGAAAAUAGCAUUCAGAUAUCUACUCCAAAUAGAGGAAUUACUAGAUCUGUUAGUAAUGAAGGUCUUGCGCAAAAUAACACCCGCGUGCUCAAACACAUUAGGAAAAAUCUGUCCUUUAAGCCAGUAAAUGGUGAAGAGGAAACUCAAGAUAUUGAAGAAGAAAAGGACAUAGUAUCUCCUACUGACCCAGAAGUCAGUGCAUCUCUAAAUACAAAUCAAAGAAAUGCCAAUGAAAAUAACCAGUACAGGCUUCCAAAUGGAGCUUUGCAAAACAGGGCAAUUUUGGAUGAUUUUGGCAAUCAAAUUGAGACCCCAAGCAUUGAAGAAGCUUUGCAGAUAAUACAUGACACUGAAAAAUCUCCUGGUGUUAUCCAGCCAGACCAAAUAACAAAUGGGUUCUUUCUUCAUAACCAGGAAAUGAGCAUUUUUAACUCAAACAUUAAACUAAAUCAGCCUAGUCCUGACAUCAUCAUAGACACAAAAGGUGCUCUGAGUCCGGUGACUGACAAUACUGAAGUGGACACAGGAAUACAUGUGCCGUCAGAAGAUAUUCCUGAAACUAUGGAUGAGGAUUCUUCUUUGAGGGAUUACACGGUGAGCAUGGACUCCGACAUGGAAGAACCAUCUAAAUUUCUUCAAGAUUAUGAUGUACGAGCUAGUAAUCAGAGAGAGCAAUUAAGUCCCUGUCCAAGCUCAAUAAGUACCAAGUCACAAGCAGGCAGCAGUGCUUCUUCAAGCUCAGGAGUGAAAAUGACCAGCUUUGCAGAGCAGAAAUUUAGGAAACUGAAUCAUACAGAUAGCAGAAGCAGUGGAAGCAGUUCGCAGAAAACUACCCCAGAAGGUUCUGAGCUGAAUAUUCCUCAUGUAGUUGCUUGGGCUCACAUACCCGAGGAAACGCCCCUUCCUCAAGCAAGAGAUACUACGCAGUUGUUGGCCUCUGAAAUGGUCCAUCUUAGGAUGAAACUGGAGGAAAAAAGGCGAGCCAUUGAAGCUCAGAAAAAGAAAGUUGAAGCUGCCUUCACUAAGCAGAGGCAGAAAAUGGGAAGAACAGCAUUUCUGAACGUGGUGAAAAAGAAAGGGGAUGGAAUAUCACCUCUUCGAGAAGAAGCCGUAGGAGCUGAAGAUGAGAAAUCCUUCACUGAAAGUGGUAGACUGAAAGAAAAAGAAGCUCAAAAACCAGGUGAACGAACUAGUAAAACUAUGGAGGUAAUAAAGGAAAGCACUGAAAAUUCUCAGUCCAAGACCCCUUCCACACCCGUGGAUUCUGAAAAGCAAUGGAAUUUGGCAAGUCCCUCAGAAGAAACUCUAAAUGAAGGAGACAUUUUAGAAUAUACAAAAUCUAUUGAAAAAUUAAAUUCUUCUCUACACUUCCUGCAACAGGAAAUGCAACGCCUCUCCCUUCAACAAGAGAUGUUGAUGCAAAUGCGGGAGCAGCAAGCCUGGGUUAUUUCACCUCCUCAGCCUUCUCCUCAGAAGCAAAUUCGAGAGCUUAAAUCUUCAUUGAGGCAAACAGGAUCAUCAUCUCCUACUGCAUCAUUUUCCGUGGAAUCUCCUCGCCCUACUCAUCAAUCCCCGCAGUCUUCUAACAGAAAAAAUGCCUCUUUUCCCAUUAAGAUGCAAAGGACUCCUAGGCCAAAUGAACUGAAAAUAACACCUUUAAAUCGCACCUUGACUGCUCCACGGUCUGUGGACAGUCUUCCUCGUUUAAGAAGAUUUUCUCCAAGUCAGGUUCCCAUUCAGACUAGAUCAUUUGUUUGCUUUGGGGAUGAUGGGGAACGUGUAGCUGAACCUCAGUUAAAGGGAAAUCUUUUGAAAGAAGUCAAAGCUAAAGAGGAAGUAGCAAAAGAAGAACAACAAAAACAAAAAGGGACUUUGGAGGCAUGUGAACAAAAAUCAGAAGAGAAGGAGCUCAAGCCUGUUGAAUCUAAGGUUUCUGAAGUGUUAUCUCAGCCAAUCACAGAAACUGUCUGCCUCACACCAAAUGAAGAUCAGCUGAGCCAACCAGUUUUGCCAACUCUCACUCCUAAAACAGCUAAUUUAAUUGAAGUUUCCCUCUCGGAUUUAAAACCACCUGAAAAGGCUGAAGUUUCUGUUGAGAAAUAUGAAGGUGAGAGUGAUAGAGAACAAUUCGAGGAUGACCAAAAAGUGUGUUGUGGAUUCUUUUUUAAGGAUGAUCAAAAGGCAGAAAAUGAUAUGGCAGUGAAACGGGCAGCAUUGCUGGAAAAGCGGUUGAGAAGAGAAAGAGAGACUCUACUACGAAAGCAGCAGCUGGAAGCGGAGCUAGAGCAUAAGAAGGAAGAAACAAGGCGCAAGACAGAGGAAGAACGUCAGAAGAAAGAAGAUGACAGAGCACGCAGAGAAUUCAUUAAGCAAGAAUAUAUGCGACGGAAACAGUUAAAGCUUAUGGAGGAGAUGGAUACUGUAAUAAAACCACGCCCACAUUCAUCUAAACAAAAAAAGCCGCGUCCAAAAUCUGUUCAUAGAGAUCAUAUUGAGUCACCCAAAACUCCAGUCAAAGGUCCACCAGGUUCACAACUUUAUCGUGUUUUUUCAGUAUCUAGUCUUUCUUUGGCAUCCCUGAAUACAGGAGACAAUGAAAGCGUGCAAUCGGGCAAGAGAACACCAAGGUCUGAGUCUGUAGAAGGAUUCUUAUCUCCAAGUUGCUGUGGUAGUCGCAAUGGGGAAAAAGAUUGGGAAAAUGCAUCUACAACUUCUUCAGUGGCUUCUGCUACGGAAUACACAGGACCAAAGCUCUACAAAGAACCUAGUGCAAAAUCCAACAAACAUAUAAUUCAGAAUGCUUUGGCUCACUGUUGCCUGGCUGGAAAAGUAAAUGAAGGUCAGAAGAAGAAAAUAUUGGAGGAAAUGGAGAAGUCUGAUGCCAAUAACUUCUUAAUCCUGUUCCGGGAUUCAGGCUGCCAGUUCAGAUCUUUGUAUACGUACUGCCCUGACACUGAAGAAAUCAAUAAACUGACUGGGAUAGGCCCCAAAUCUAUCACAAAGAAAAUGAUAGAGGGACUAUAUAAAUACAACUCAGACAGGAAGCAGUUUAGCCACAUACCAGCUAAAACUUUGUCUGCCAGUGUUGACGCAAUUACCAUUCACAGCCAUUUGUGGCAAACUAAGAGACCUGUAACUCCUAAAAAACUCUUAUCUACCAAGGCAUAGUAGAUGGGGAAAAUAUUUGCUUCAGACAAUUGAUACACUUGCACUUCAUCUUUACUGCCUAUAGAAAAUAGAUUUCUAGUUGCCAACAAGACUUUUAGAACUUAAAACUGGACACCAAGCUCUAUUAUCAUGCACAACUGGAAUGUAAACACAGUGUUUAGGAAUACAGAAGAUUAUCACUUGGUAAUGCUUUCAAGUGGUCAUGGAAAUAUUUGAUUCAUGUAUGGAGAUUUGUAUGUGCUAAUAUGGUGUAGAGGGUAUAGUUGCUCUAUUUUGAUUAGAUACACUGAAGCACUGAAUGUUGUUCAUCUGUAGUGACAAAUUACAUUUUACAUUUGUUGCCUUUUACUUUGUUUUGUGCUUGUCUUGAAACUUUCUCCUUUUUUGGUAUUUUUCUCCUCUAAGGAAACACCUUUUUUAAACAUUUUUCAAUGCCAUUUACUUUUACUCAGUGAACCUUACCGUGAAGGCUAACAGACAAGUAGUUUAUCAAGAGGCAUAAUAGGUACUCCUCUAGAACCCUCUUUCUGUAUUGUUGUACCUACAUUACUGGAAGGUUUGUUCCCCCCUGAGUAUUUACAAUCAACUUCAACCAAGUAAAUACUGGUUUGCUUAACUGUUUUCAACUAAACAAUAGGGGAAAACAUUUGAGCUGCUUAAAGGGACGUUUCCUUCAGAUUACAUUAUCUUUUUAGCAAGUAAAAUAUUCAAAAGACUCAUAAAAUUCACUGGCGAAGUCUGCAUUGACCACCUCAACUCCUACCUAACUGAGGGCACAGGUAGGAUGGAACAAGUUGUUACAAGGUAGCCAACAGUAAGGAUUCACAGCGCAUCAGGUUCUCCAUGGUAACUAGCUGUGGCCACAUUCCUAUCUUCACCUAUUGAAAGCUUACCUGCAGAAGCUUAAUACCUUUUCUUGAGGGUCCAUUCAGGUUUUAAGGGGUAAAAUACCAUGGAUUAGCUCUAAUUUACUACAUAGUAAGAAUAUAUGCACAGUCGGUAUGUGAAGUAGCUGAUGCGCCAAAUCCUCGCCCUCUGUUAACAGGCAGGAAUUACUCUGUGUAUCCAUGCUAUCAGACUUAAAUAAUAUUUCCUGUAGAUAGAUAUGUGUUUCCAGUAUAUCUGCCUUUAUAACAAAAAAAAAAAAGUAACUUUCUUGACGUACACUUAUUAAUGACAAUUUCAUAUUAUCAGUUUUAAAAUAAACAUGACAAAAAACCUAAACAUUUCAAUAUGUUUAUAACAAAUAUAACCAUUUAUGAAAUUAACUAUUGGAGCAUACAUCAGUAUUAUUUACAAAGGGCUGCAUUUUUAUUUCAAAACAGUGUUUGAUCACUUUAUUAAUGCUAUUAUUAUUUAGCAUUUUUUCUCUUUUUAUAAUCACUUUAAUCAUAGCAUUAUUCUGAAGAAAACUACAAACUUGAAACCUCCCCCAAAUCUGUGGGUUUUUUGGCAAUGUAUACCAGAGGAUUAGUUGGG